GGCGAGUUUAGUCAAUUUAGUGAUCAACAAAAUAGUAUAAUACGAAUUGUAAUUUUUUAUUUCAAGUCUCUUUAAAUGUGUUGAAAAAGUUUUAAAAUAUAAGAAGAGUUUAAUUGUUAUAACUAUUCAAAAAAUUUCUGCAGUGCAAUUGAAAUAAAUUAAAAAUAGUCAGAAGCUUAAUAUAUUUUAAUCAUUUUAAGGUUAUAUGAAUUAACCUAAAAAUAUAUAAAAUUAUCAAAUAAACAUAUACUUUAUUUUUUAAUCUCUUUUUUGAAAAAUAUUAUCAAACAUGUCUUCUUGGAAAAAAGCAUCAAAAACUGGACAAAAGACACAUCGUGAGAGGCACCAACCUGAAUUGCGUAAACAUUUGGGUCUCUUAGAGAAGAAAAAAGAUUAUAUAGCAAGAGCUAAUAACUAUCAUGAAAAGCAAGAUAAAUUGAAACUCCUCAGAAAACGAGUUCUAAACAAAAAUCCUGAUGAAUUUUUCUUUCACAUGAUAAACUCAAGAAUUGAAAAUGGAAUUCAUAGAGAAAAAGAUAAACUUGAUGUACAUACACCGGAGCAAUUACUUCUAAUGGAAACUCAGGAUUUAAAAUAUGUUGCCUACAAAAGAAAUAUGGAAGCAAAAAAAAUUGAAAAACUGCAGGGUCAAUUACAUUUUCUUGAUGUUUCUAAUAAUACUAAAAAUAAACAUACGUUUUUUGUUGAUAAAGAAGAAAAAUUGAAACAUUUUGAUUUUGCCAAAAAAUUCGACACACAUCCCGCGUUAUUGAGUAGAAAAAUUAAUCGACCUAGAAUAAGUAACUUAGAAACAAUGAAACUACCAGAAAUUGAUGAAGAUACACUUUUGAAAAUUGAACAACAAAAGCAUAUGGCUUAUAAAGAAUUGGACAAAAGAAUUGAACGGGAAAGACAACUUUCCAUUGUUCAACAGAAAUUGGAAAUGCAAAGAGCUUUAAAGGACAAAAAGGUUAUGCAACCCAAACAAGUUCGUCCUGGCACAAAAGAGGCACCUCCAAUUUAUAAAUGGAAAUUUGAAAGAAAGCGAUAAUUGUAUACAACAUUUGUAAAAAAUUUCAGUUUCAUUAGUAAAUUAUAUUUAUAAUAAACACUUUUUUAUCAUUA
Leptopilina boulardi is the source of this 1125-nucleotide messenger RNA. Its product is annotated as probable U3 small nucleolar RNA-associated protein 11. Bases 290 to 1051 code for a protein of 253 amino acids. NCBI's taxonomy places the organism in Eukaryota, Metazoa, Arthropoda, Insecta, Hymenoptera, Figitidae. Gene Ontology annotation, biological process: rRNA processing. The record is from RefSeq and is a predicted model, not a curated record. Gene Ontology annotation, cellular component: small-subunit processome; nucleolus. The transcript has 2 exons.